UUAAAGUUAUAAUUAUAUAUUCAGUCUGGCAACAUUUCAGUCACCACGCGAUUUUCGUGAAUCUCUUAAAAUUCGUAGGUUUUCUCGAAGUAUAUUUUAGAUUCACGGAAUUUAAUAUAAUAAAAGUGCUAUCAAAAUGUUCGGCCAACAACCUAUUUUAGUGCUCAGCCAAAACACAAAACGUGACUCCGGCCGGAAGGUUCAACUGGAGAAUAUAAAUGCUGGAAAGACGAUAGCCGACGUUAUUCGAACAUGCCUCGGGCCUCAGGCUAUGUUGAAAAUGUUGAUGGACCCGAUGGGAGGUAUUGUGAUGACCAACGACGGCAAUGCUAUCCUCCGUGAGAUCACCGUGCAGCACCCGGCCGCCAAAUCUAUGAUUGAAAUCGCCAGAACACAAGAUGAAGAGGUUGGAGAUGGCACCACUUCAGUCAUCGUCUUGGCCGGAGAAAUGUUGGCCGUUGCUGAGCAGUUCCUCGUCCAGAACAUCCACCCAACAGUCAUCAUCAGGGAGUACAGACAGGCCCUGGAAGACGCUGUCAAACUGCUUCAGGACAAGAUUUCUAUACCCAUUGAUUUGAAUGAUAGAGACAAGUUAAAGGAAGUUAUCCGUUCCUGUGUGGGUACCAAGUACAUUGGUCGCUGGGCCGACCUUGCUGUGGAUAUUGCACUGGAUGCAGUGAACACAGUCACCAUCAAUGACAAUGGACGAGUUGAAGUAGACAUUAAAAACUAUGCCAAAGUAGAGAAGAUCCCAGGUGGUACAAUUGAAGAGUCCAAAGUACUGAACGGAGUGAUGUUCAACAAGGAUGUGACCCACGCCAAGAUGCGGCGCUACAUCGAGAACCCGCGCAUCAUCCUGCUUGACUGCCCUCUGGAGUACAAGAAGGGAGAGAGCCAGACCAACAUUGAGAUCUUAGGAGAACAGGACUUCACAAGACUGCUUCAGUUGGAAGAGGAGCACGUUCAGCGUCAGUGUGAGGAGAUCAUCGCCCUCAAGCCAGACAUUGUCUUCACCGAGAAGGGAAUCUCUGACCUCGCGCAACACUACCUCGUUAAGGCCGGCAUUACAGCUAUUCGCAGACUUCGUAAAACGGACAACAACCGCCUGGCCCGUGCAUGCGGCGCCACCAUCGUGAACCGCACGGAGGAACUGAAGGAGUCGGACGUGGGCACCCAGGCCGGCAAGUUCGAGGUCAAGAAGAUCGGAGACGAGUACUUCACCUUUGUUACCGAGUGCAAGAACCCUAAGGCGUGUACCAUCUUACUGCGCGGCGCGUCAAAGGAUGUACUUAACGAGAUUGAGAGGAAUCUACAGGACGCUCUCCAUGUUGCCAAGAACUUGGUACUGAACCCACGCCUAGUAGCGGGUGGUGGCGCGGUGGAGAUGGCCGUGUCGCAAGCUCUCUCAGCCAACGCGGCGCACAACACGCCGUACCGCGCGGUAGCACAGGCACUAGAGAUAAUCCCGCGCACGCUGGCGCAGAACUGCGGCGCGAACACGAUCCGCACGCUGACGGCGCUGCGCGCGCGACACGCCGCCGCCUGCAGCACCGCCGGCAUCGACGGCGACUCCGGCGACAUCGUCGACAUGGCCGUCAAGGGCAUCUGGGAACCACUAGCUGUUAAACUGCAGGUAUACAAAACAGCGGUGGAGACAGCGAUCCUACUCCUCAGAAUUGACGACAUCGUGUCUGGCUCCAAGAAGAAGGGCGGCAACGAACCGGCCACGCCCGGACAGAUGGCCGGCAUGGAAUAACACUAGCCUAGUUAUAAACAUUCUAAUUUACUUGUGCAAGGACUAAAUCUAUAGCCAUUACAUACUCAUACUGACAUUACCAUGGGAUACUUAAAAAAAGCUCAUUUGAAAUACCAAAAUGACGUAGCAAGCUGUAGCAUCAUAGUUGCUACGUCAUUCUGAAUUUUACUAUUUAACUCGUAAUUGUAAUUAUUACAAUGUAAAGAGAAUAAAAUACGUUUUACUGAAUAGUGAAUACUAUUUAUUGUUUAUACAAUACUGCCCAGUGACAAAGAUGUGUCAGUUCACUAGCAUUUGAUUAUGUUUAUGUGUAAAGAACUUAGGUAGCGUUAGGUUUACAUACUUUGGCCAGUUUUAGGUUGUUGUGCUUAGUACGCUAGCUUACCCAAGCACAUUAGCACACCUUGUACUCGAAUCCAUCCAAAAAAUACUAUAAUCAUUAAAUAAGUAAGAAUAUGUGUGAACGACAAGUUAAAACGUCAGGCCUAACCCGAAAGAGUAUCACAACUAUAGAUUUAGUUCUUAAAACAAUUUGGAACUGUAUUAAAUACCUAGUUUAUAAUUAUCGUGUAACUAUACGGUGUUCUAAAAUACCUGUUCCGCGAUACGAUUUAGCUUUCGCAUAAUCUAGUGCUAACGAUGCCUUAAUUUAGAGUUCCAACACGAAAUAUUGUCUAAUGUUACUUACUUUACGUAUAUUCUUAUUAUUUAUCACAAUUUGUUUCGUCUGUACACAAGAGUGCAUUUAAGUUCAUUAAUGGCUAUUUUAAAACUGAACAAUAAUAGUAUUAAACGUUUUAUAUAUCAA
This is a messenger RNA of Spodoptera frugiperda (fall armyworm), 2564 nucleotides long. It is a transcript of the gene CCT3, whose product is annotated as T-complex protein 1 subunit gamma. Bases 137 to 1756 code for a protein of 539 amino acids. Gene Ontology annotation, cellular component: chaperonin-containing T-complex. Gene Ontology annotation, biological process: protein folding. The record is from RefSeq and is a predicted model, not a curated record. Gene Ontology annotation, molecular function: ATP hydrolysis activity; ATP-dependent protein folding chaperone; ATP binding. The transcript is spliced from 12 exons. Lineage: Eukaryota; Metazoa; Arthropoda; Insecta; Lepidoptera; Noctuidae.